Messenger RNA from Oxyura jamaicensis (ruddy duck), 3899 nucleotides. It is a transcript of the gene AVL9, whose product is annotated as AVL9 cell migration associated. The transcript has 16 exons. The record is from RefSeq and is a predicted model, not a curated record. NCBI's taxonomy places the organism in Eukaryota, Metazoa, Chordata, Aves, Anseriformes, Anatidae. Gene Ontology annotation, cellular component: cytoplasm. The coding region runs from base 181 to 2103 and encodes 640 amino acids.
GGGGGCGGCCAUGGCGCGGGGGGCCGAGGGCGGCGCGGCUCCGCCUUCCUCGGCCGGGCGCUGCGGAAGCGAAGGCGGCCGGGGCCGGGUCCCCGUCCCUAUCGGCCCCAGGGAGCCGGGAGGCGGAGCGGAGAGCCCGGCCUGGGCGGCAGCCUACCGGGCAACCAUCGCCGGGGCUCCAUGGAGAAGCGGAGCACCCCGCCGCCGCGGGGCCCGGUGCUGCACAUCGUGGUGGUGGGCUUCCACCACAAGAAGGGCUGCCAGGUUGAAUUCUCCUACCCUCCUCUAAUGCCUGGAGAAGGACACGACAGCCACGGCUUACCAGAGGAGUGGAAAUACUUGCCAUUUCUUGCCUUGCCAGAUGGCGCUCACAACUACCAAGAAGAUACCGUGUUUUUCCAUUUACCACCAAGAUAUGGGGAUCGAACUACAGUAUAUGGUGUCUCUUGCUAUAGGCAGAUUGAAGCAAAGGCAUUAAAAGUACGGCAAGCAGACAUCACCCGGGAAACAGUGCAGAAAAGUGUCUGUGUUCUCAGUCAACUGCCUUUGUAUGGAUUACUUCAGGCAAAGCUGCAGCUCAUUACCCAUGCGUAUUUUGAGGAGAAAGACUUCUCACAAAUUUCAAUUCUAAAGGAACUUUAUGAUCAUAUGAAUAGUUCUUUGGGAGGGACUUCACUAGAAGGGUCACAAGUUUAUCUUGGUCUGUCUCCUCGGGAUCUUGUUCUUCAUUUUAGACACAAGGUCUUGAUCCUUUUUAAAUUGAUUCUUCUAGAGAAAAAGGUGCUGUUUUAUAUUUCUCCAGUAAAUAGAUUGGUGGGAGCUCUGAUGACGGUCUUGUCACUAUUUCCUGGUAUGAUUGAACAUGGUCUUACUGACUGCUCACAGUAUAGACCAAGAAAGAGCGUAUCGGAGGAUGCUGUCUUGCCAGAAAUUACAUCACAGUUAGAUGACUCUGUGUCUGCUGCUGCUACUUCAAAUACAAACUUGGGAAUAGGGAAGGGAGGCAGGAGGAUGGCAAGAAACCAUUCACUGGGAGGUCAAAACACAAACGUGCCUUUCUCCCAGUCAGAGAAGAUUUGCAACGGAGCUCAGUCCUCCAAUGGUACUGUGCAGCACUUGAAAAUUCCUUCCCGCACUUCUCCAGAGUCCUCAGAAGGUGAAUGGGAAACCUUAGAUCCCAGCAUUUUAGAAGAAGCUAAUAUGAAAGAAGGAGUACGUGAAAAUGCAGCAUCAGAACAGGCUGAAAAUCUCCCAAGUGAAUGCAGGAGUUCAGAAACCCUUCCAAUCACUGUGCAGCCCCAAGCAAAUACAGGACACGCAGUGCUUGUUCCAGGACUCGUAUCUGGGUUGGAAGAGGAUCAGUAUGGUAUGCCGUUGGCUAUUUUUACAAAGGGAUACCUUUGCUUGCCAUACAUGGCACUGCAGCAGCAUCAUCUCCUGUCGGAUGUAACAGUCCGCGGCUUUGUUGCGGGAGCCACCAAUAUCCUGUUCCGUCAGCAAAAGCACCUGAGCGACGCAAUUGUGGAAAUAGAAGAUGCUCAUGUACAAAUCCAUGAUCCAGAACUCCGUAAGAUCCUGAACCCUACAACUGCUGACCUAAGAUUUGCAGAUUACUUGGUGAAACAUGUAACUGAGAACAGAGAUGAUGUUUUCCUUGAUGGCACUGGAUGGGAAGGAGGAGAUGAGUGGAUCAGGGCUCAGUUCAGUGCUUAUCUUCACGCACUGCUUGCUGCUGUGCUGCAACCAGACAAUGAGAAGACUUUGUCAGACUUUGGAACACCAUUUGUAGUAGCCUGGAAAAAUACUCACAACUACAGAGUAUGGAAUAGCAAUAAGCAUCCAGCUCUUGCAGAAGUAAAUUCUAGCCACCCAUUCCAGGGACAAUACUCUGUAUCAGAUGUUAAGUUAAGAUUGUCACACUCUGUGCAAAACAGUGAACGUGGAAAGAAGAUUGGAAACGUGAUGGUUUCUACUAGCCGAAAUGUUGUGCAAACAGGAAAAGCUGUAGGUCAAUCGGUUGGAGGAGCCUUCACAAGUGCAAAAUCAGCCAUGUCAUCAUGGUUUUCCACUUUUACACAGUCAACCCAAAGCCUCGGCGACUAGGUGAUCGUUUUGCACAGUGCUGCUGAAUGUUUCAGGUGCAAUGGUUUCUCUGAGCUGUAAUAAGACUGCUCCAAAACGUAGUAGUGGAGACUAACUAUCCAGGACCAAAACAAGGCAUAUGUUGCUUGCAAGCAGAUGUGGAAUGUUAUCAUUCAGUUUCACUAGAAAUAUAGAAUGGUGAGUGUCUCCAUACGAUGGGAUGGCAUUUGCUGUACAUUGGUUGUGUUUAAAAUGAUUACUUUUCUUUAAAUCUGAGCCUUUAUAAAGAUACUAGCAAACAGGGCUUGUUGCAAGCCAAAUGUGUUUGACAUUAGAUUUGUACAUUUUCAUGGAUGUUGAAGAUAUUUAUGUAAAGUAGUUAUAUUUUUCAAUCCAAAUAGCCAAAUGUUUGUGAACUCUUCUUAUAAAUAAGCAGAGUAUGACUACUGAUUCAUCUUCAGGUUGGUUUAGAGAACAUGUCUGCAAAAAGUAUAGGUGCAGAAGCCCUUAAAGGAUUCAAAGCUAGGUGGCACUUUUUUGGUUCUACCUACAAACUGGAAUCAGCCGGAUGCAGAGUAAGACUGUGGCUGACUAAACGGUGUUUUUCCUUUUUCAUCUGUAGCCAUACACAUUAAUCUCUCUCUAGCUCUCUUUGUGCCUGCAAAUCUGUGCAACAAUUGUAAAAUCAGUAUUUUCUUGAUGUUAUGCAGUGGGCCUUCAUAACUUUGCUUAUGUUUUGGCUGUGUUUUACCCUGGGAUGUGAACAGGAUUCCAGUUGGAGAGAUCUCUUCAAGAAAAGUAUUAGAAAGCAAUUGGCCAAAAUUGGGAUUGAACCAUAGAGUAAGACCUCACAAAACUGUCUGUUAGGAUAUAAUUACAACAUUAAUGUAAUUACAUGCAUAUGAAUACGAAGUAUUAAAAUUACUUAAAAUAGUACAGUAGCAAACUUCGCAUUUUUUUUGUUGCUAGUAAAGUUAUGAAGACUCUUCCAAACAGAAAUCAGCUAUAUGGAUUUUUCUUUGUCUACUCAGGGAAUGUUCUAUUUGGAUAACUACUUUUUUCACAGGGAAAGUAACACCAGAAUUGAGGAAGCAACUGAAACAACUCAGUUCUUAACCCUGCAUGAAAGAAUAUAAUAGUUUAUUUGAAAAGAUGUGGUAUAAUGCUGUAUUUCAUAUGGAAUGUGCACAUGGUGUCUUCUGUAUGCAAACAUUCUACUUCCUACAUUUUGUGCUCCCGACACAGAUUAUUUCCUGUUUCUUGCAACGUGAAUGUGUCUAUGCCUUCUAACAUCCCCACGAUAGCUGUUAACAUUUUGUACAUUACAUCAUCAAGUAUUCCAACCUUCCUGUAUUGGAAGGCUCUUAGUUUAUUCCCUCAUCAUUAUUUAUUAGUGUUCUGCAAUUCUCUUUUCCAGGGCCAAGAUUUCAAGUCAAAGUUAUUUCUUCUAUUCCACAAAUAAACUAGCUGUAUAUGAGAUAAAUAAGAAGGUUCUAAUGUAAUUUCUUUAAGAAGUUCUGAUUUCUUCAGGUGCAUUUGAAAAUCUAAUAGAAAAGUCAAACUUGCAUCAUGUAGUUACUCUCCAACAAUGUAAAUUUCAGUUUUAGUGCUUCAAAUAGUGAUUCAGAAAGACAAGAUCUGUUUUAAAGUGUUAAUUAAUUUUUUCCAGGACAAGCUAGAUAGAACAGCCAUGGAAAACCUGAAAGUACACAGCUGGUUUGAAUAGCUUCAUUUGAGAAGGGCAAAAAGUACACCUAAAGCUCUACUUAAUCUACUGCUUCUGACAUACAAGUAAAACGUAUUUAUAGAACCUUAAA